UUUGGACUACACAGUAUGUCCUAGUCUAUCGUACGUCCACAGUUAACGGUGUAAAUAUGGUGUUUUUCACGUGAUAUUGUCUUAAAGUAAAUCAAAUACGGUAUCCUUAUCUCCCGUGUGUGAUAUCGACGUUGACACGUUGUGAUUUUAGUGUAAGGUUAGAUGCCAUACCUGCAAAUGGUUCCAUAGUCAACAUCACUUAAACAGGACAGAAGUUAUCUGAAUUUGGACCAUCAGUCAGCACCCAGCAGGAGUCCAUUGCCAAAUCUUAUAUAGGCUAUAAACUUCUUUUGUGUUAUGAUAAGACGCAAGUAAUUUGAAUAGUUUUGGGCUCAUGUCGGCGAAGUUACAAGAGAUGUUGUGCAGAACUGCCUUGCAAUUAAGGCUCAGAACUGGAGAGUAACGGGGAUGUGGUCACCUCUUUGGCUAGAAUGGAAAGCAAACACAAGAAAAAGGGUGAUGCCGCAGUGGGCGCUGGCAGUAGCAAUAGUUCUGUUUCUGUCACCAGUACACACACUUCUGUUGACUCACGUACUUCAACAGUCUGUUCUUCAUCUCUCACCUGCUCAACAGUCACAAGUAAGAAGGAAUUUCUGGAUGGGAGACUUACACAAACCGGGGCUCAGGACACCUCUCGAAAUAAUAUUGACCAAGAGGGAAACAGAGGUAAUGUCAGGUUAGAACGAACGGCAGGCGAUGGGACGCAAGUAGGAAUCAGUGACUCAGGACGAGCGAAAAGCGAAGUUAAAGAUGUCAGUAAUCGAGGUACACCCGCUUACCCUGGCGAAUCACCACUUAGGAAAUCCACUUCCCCCUCAGGGAUGCCUUCGCCUGAGAGCAUAUUACGGAGGGGCCAGCAUGGAGAACCUGGUAUCCAGACUCCCUUUUCCCCGCUCCGGUGUGAAGGACAGACGAACUCUGGUGAAAGGAUUGGUGCAAUUAAGACAAGUACUGCUCCCGGUGAUAUGGGCAAAUUAUCUAGUCAAUAUGCAGCACGACAGAAACAAAAAUCCAAUGGCUUUCUAAAUAUAUUCAAAUGGUUUAGAAAUCGAGACAAGAGAAAGUUUGGUUCUGUUGACAAGAUUAGCAUUAACAGCAGUGAAAGUCUCAGUAGCUUAACCAGUGCGACAAGUAGUUUUGCUUACAUACCAAUAAUGAGAAGCAAAAGUGCUGGUAACCAGAAGGAUAUUUUAACCCCUUGCAGUAUCCAAUCUCAGGCUGUUACUUCACGCAAAUAUAGACUUUUUUCCAAAGAAUCUUCUCUGAGCAGAUUAAAAUCAGACUCCAAAAGAAACAGUGGAGUCUCUGCCAUAAGUGGUUCGUCAGUCGAUUCAUCCGUGAGAGAAGGCUUGUCAAGACCAUCAUCUAUGCGAAAAAAGAGGCCUGCCCCCCAACCUCCUGGAUCUCCCAAGUCAAGUGAAUCUGGAUCACUUAAAAGCUACACCAGUUUACCUUCCAGGGACCUUAUACCGGUUACUGGUUCUACGACAGAGGUUCCGGAAGGGAGAAGGCUACAAAAAUCAAAAAGUGAAGGGCUAAUUUGCAGAAAAACCAAAAGAAGAGCUCCACCUCCACCAGUGCAAGCAGUCGCUCAGAGAUUUCAUGAAGAGAAUCAAAAUAAAAGAGCAGAAUCUGAGAAAGGGGCGAAACUCCACUCUGCUGACGGGUCUAGCUCAGGUGGUCGACCAACAGAUAGUGUUUCUAGUACCAGUUCAUUGUCUCAGUCCUUAUCAUCCAUUUCCACACUUCAGUCCCACAGCAGCAGUGCGAAUUCUGCUCUCCACAGUACUGUAAGAUCUACAUCAAGCUCGUGUGUCUCUGAUGACAGUAAAUCCACUCUCACACCUCGUCCUUGGUAUAAAAGGAAAAAGAAGGAAAAUGACAGUAAAGAUCCCAAGACCUCGAUGAAAAAGGAAAAAGUCUAUGAUACCUGGAUGCCUGAAAUUCAGUUUUCACGGAAACUAAACCUUACUGGAACUUUUCAGAAAAACAAAAAUAAAAAUGAUGCCAAAGAAUCUCCCACAAAAACAAAAGAAGAUGAAAAGAAAGAAAAGAGGCAGUCACAAGUCUCUCUGUUAGCAAGCAUAAGUGAGCUGGACAGAGCUGCUUCAGAACAAAUGCAACGAGAAUUAGAGGAAAAGAGGGCACAGAAAGCUGAUUACGAUAGUAAGUUUUAUAAGUCAAGUGAACCACGUAUUCUCACACAAAGGGAUUUCUUGCCCAGACAACAAGAACAUUCUGGUUCAACUGGGCAAGAAGAAUCUGGACAUCCAAGGUUAUGGUAUUUGGGAAGAAAUGAAAACCAAGACAACUACCAUAAAAAUGAACAAGUUGGUACUCUACCUGAGAGCUACUCCAAGCAGUCUACGCUCAGAUUGGAGAAAAUUAAUGGUAAUCAUUCCUUAGACGACAACUGCAGUGGAAAUGAUUUAUUCCCUCUUGAUUUAGAAAGUCUACGAAACUCUCUGGAAUGUGAUAACUUACCCGAUUUAUUUACGGGCAGUCCAGAGCCACCUAGUUCACCUGGUCGAGCGCGGGAAUCACCCUUGCAGAGAGCUGUCAUUGAUGCUGAGUUAUUCUAUCAGCUUGCCAAAGACUCAAGAACCUCUGUUGAUGUUAAGCCUAAAAACUCGCCAAAUGCUUUACGUCGAGUGGAAAACAGGAAGCAGACAAGGACCGAAGAGAGUGAAGAAGAAAACACUGGGCUAGACUUGUCCGAUGUGUUUGGUCCUUUUCGCAGACAGAGUAAGAAUUUUGGACUCAGAAUGAAUAAUUUCUUUUCCCCUGAUGUCUCUACUAUUCUGGAAACAUCUGAAUCUAUGACAUCGACUGCAACAACACCAGGGGAUGAAAUAUAUGAGGAUGUGUCCAUGCCAAUGUCAGUUAUUGGGAGAAGAAAAGCUGACUCAAUACAUGAAGAGGCAAUCAGUGAAGCAAAUUAUGAAUUCCGGCUCAAUUCCUCUGAUGCCAGAGAGAUCAUACAGGAGAUAGCAGAAGUGCGAGAAGAAAUUGAAAACAUCAGGAAACAGGAAGAAGAAGAAGCUAUAAGAUAUUCAGAUAAGAGGAAAGCAAACAAGAUAAAAGCUGAAUUAUCAUUUUUCAGAGACAGAGAGUGUUUCGAUUUCUGGCAGGGUAAAGCAACCUCCAGUAACGUUCCGCCAAUGCCCAUUGAAAUUAAUGAAAACAAUGAACGCAAGUUAAAGUGGGUCUGCGAAACCUGCACAUUAAUAAAUCUUCCAUGGAGACUGCAGUGUGAGGCAUGCAUGAAGAGAAGACCAUCAAAUCCAAAACGAGUCGAUGAAGAUGGAAACUCCGUGUCAUCGGAGCAUCCGAGUUCCCCCCACACAGGCUCAAGUGAGAGUCCAGUAACAGUGAUUCACGAUGAUGGUGUGACCACAAGGACAGCAAAUAUCACUGGAGAAGAAGCUGGGUGCAGUGAGGGAAUAUCACCCACUAGAGACCAGGAUCCUACAGGGAAAAACAGAAGGGACAUCAAUUGGGAAGUAGAGCUACAGAAAUAUUUCAGAACUUUUGAUGAACAUGUAAGGAACCAGAAUGACACAACAGAUGAAGGUGAAUAUCGUCCAGUUUCAGAUGUAAAUCUACCACAAGCAGAGGCAUCAUAUGGUAAAAUUUCAAAAAAUGGUAAAAGCACCCAGGAUGCUUUUUCUGCCUCAGGCUCAGCAGAAAAGCACCAGGGUGCAAAACCAAAGACAAAGAAAUUUGGAAGUGCUUUCACCGAAGAGGAGAUAAGGGCGUCUUAUGAAUUAUUUAGCAUGAAAGUAAAUGCUAGUGGAAAUGCUUUAAAUGAUAUAGAUAUAGAUGAAGUUAGAAAAUUAAGACUCGCUAAAUUUCAAGAAGGGAGCGCGUCUGUACCAGUGAACAACGAGACAAAUAUCACUGAUCAGGAAGUUAAAAAAAACACCAAAGAAAAAAAGACGACCAAGAAUAAAAAUAAGAACAAAAAUACUGAGGAAGAAGGGUGUAGCUCAAAGAACAAUGAUCAGAAAGUUGCCCAAAAUUCCCAAGAAAGUCAAAAAAACGAGGAGAAAAGCAAGACACCGGAGGAAGCAGACAAAUCCUACUAUGCCAAAAGCUACACCAAACCUCAGGUACUGAAACCUAGCGGUGCCGUUAGGAGUGUGAUCAGUGUUUUUAAUCAGAUGGACCAGAUACACCAAAUAAGCAAAGAAAAGCCAAAAGUUACUCGCAGAAGAUCAUUUGGAAAUGUCAGCGGCAGGGCGCAGUUAUUCGAAAGUCUCAACUCGGGAAGCAACAGCCCAGAACUACCGAGGUCGCAGAAGAUGAUGAAGGAAGUUCCUAAACCUUAUCAGAAAGUAGAAAUAUUGAAAGACAAGGACAUUGUUUCUGCCAUUGCGAAAUUUGACGAAAUGGCAGCCAUGGCGGAAAUAGAGAAAAUAGAGAAGCACAGAGUGAAGUAUGAAACCCCCAAGAAAAAGCCGUGGGUUCCAAGUGUAUUCUCAGUAACUACCACAAAAACAUCGACCUCUGUAACGAACACGACUUCCAAUACAAAUUUCCAAAACACCACAGUCCAGACUAAUAAUACAAAGUGUAGUGUAGCUUCCUCUAGCAACCUUGAAAAUACAGUUUCAGAAAGUUCAGACGCACUAAUCAAAGGAGGAAUUCUUUUCACUGAACAAAGGAAGCGGUCAAUGUCCAUAGGUUCAGGAACUUUUGAACUGAUUGAAGCCAAAGAUUUUGAGAAUAUUGAAGCUCAGCACAGUGAAUCCUUAUUAUCUGCAGCCAGUGGCAUAUCACAACUUCCUGGCGCCUCGGCUGACACUAGCGCCACCAAUGGGCCCACAACAGUCUUAAAUCCCAUGGCAGAACAAACCUCCCAUUCUAAUACAGUAGCUUUAGUCCCCAAAUCAGAAAGCGUGGGUGAAUGGAAGAGAGAUAUAGAGAAUAAAGAAUUGGAGAGACUGAGUCAUCAGCUUACAGGCCCAGACGGCAUUGCUACCUUCAAAGCCAAUUUGAGGGUCGAAGAGCAAUCCCUGGGCCACACCAACACCCUGAACAUCAACCGCCUCCUGAAGAAACUCGAAACGGCCAUCUCCCGGGGCGACCACGCCAAGGCAGCCCAACUCGCGCACGAACUCGCCGAGCUCAAAAUAUCCUGCUCCGUCAUACGCAACAAGAGGAAUACAAGUAGUGAGAGCACAGUCAGUCAAGAUGAGGCGUCCGUCGUGUCGUAUAAGACGACCCAGUCUACUGUCAGGCCGAAUACUCUGGCCUUUGAGGAGCGAAAUGCGCUUCCCGUAAUUCAUCCGAACGCCGAGUCUGUUGAGGCUACGACGCCGUCCAACGUGUCCGAAUGCUUCUACGAUGCUUCGGAGCGCUUCGAGAACGAUAACAUCGAUUCGAAUGAAUAUAUAUAUGAAUAUGAGAAUGAUGACUUCGUAUAUCAAGUGGACGCACCGUCAGCUCUCCUACCCGACGUGAGGAAGGGAGAUAACAAGCCAUCGGAAGUUGUAAAUAAGGAAAAGACAUCGCCAGUAUCAGCUCCCCGGUCGACGCCAGCCCAGGUCGAAGCCGCGUCGAAUGCGAGUCCGACGCCCAGCCGGAGGGAAGUCCGCGUCGACCCUGCGAGGAGAGAAGUCAAGUCGGACAACAUCAGCAAACUGACUGAUGAAUCGUCUGUCGAAGUCAAGGAUGUCAGAAAUGCACCUUUGCCUUUCACGGUGAAGAUGUACGUUGAGGACAAAAACAGCCACCAAGGACCCAUUUCCUUCAGUGUUGUAUCCACAAUGACAGUAGGCGAACUAAGAGAGAAGGUUUACCAGAACUUCGGGUUCCCACCUCACGUGCAGCGCUGGAUCUUAGGGAAGCGCCUAGCAGACGACGACUUAUGUACUCUCGACCAGCACAAAGUCACGUCAGAAGGCUGUCCGAUCUUCCUCUAUCUCGUGGCACCUCAAGCGGACACUCAGGAAAGGAACCACCAGUCUCAGCGGAAAACGGAAUACGCAUACGUCGAUGCUCCUGUGAAGGCCGUUCCCUCUUCUCUCGCUAAAAGUUUUAGAGAAGAAUGCAACGAGGUUAUUUACGAGAAUAUAUGCUCGGAGAGGGAGGAAUACGAGUCUCUGGGCAGAAGCGAAGUCGCGGGGCCGAAGCCGGUGUCACAGCUCCGGCAAAUGCAGGAAGUGAAAUAUGCUCCCGUGCCCCAAAAGGUUGAAAUUCGUUCGAAUGUCAAUGGGGUGGCUAGCACGCAUGCCGGGUCAGCAAAUUCGUCCAGUAGUGGUAUAUAUCAGAAACAAAACGUCCAAUAUGGGAAGGUUAAUCCGCCAACGAAGAAGAUUGAGGAGACGGUAUUGCAGCCAAUGCCAGCGAAAGGAACGAAGAGAGAAACAACGGAAAUGACCAUACAGCUGCAGGCCCCACAACAACAACAACAACAACAGCGACAGCAGCAACAGGAACAGCAAAGACAACAACAGCAACAGGAACAGCAAAGGCAACAACAGCAGGAACAACAGCGACAGCAGCAGCAACGACAACAGCAGCAACAACAGGAACAACAACAGCAACAACAACAAUUACUACUAAAACAGCAACAGCAGCAACAACAGCAAGAACAACAACUAUUACUACAAAAACAGCAGCAGUACCGACAACAGCAUCAACACCAACCACAACAACAGCCGGCAGCUAAGCAAGAACCGUCCGCAUUAAACCCGCCCCUACAACACCCAGCACAAAAAACGGAAAGAUCACAAGACAGAUCGGAGCCUCUGACGAACACAAAACAGCCCCAGCAAGUGCAGCAGCCGACGCCGAUCGUUGCCUCGGCCACCCAACCCCCCGGCAGCACAGCAGCAAUGGUCGACACCAGCAAGCAGCAAGCUAAAGCAGACAGCAGCGUACCAAAGAAGAAGAAUUCCGCGCAGAAGGGGUCUUCCCCGAAGCAGAAGCAGAAACGAGCGCCGCAACCUGAAAAAUCUCAAGCAACCAAAUCCAAGGAGCAGCAUUUAGCACCAGCACCCUCACAGACGCAACCACAAGCACCCUUACAGACCCAAACACAAGCACCAGCCCAAGCACAAGCUCUGGAGACUCCCAAAGCUGGCGCGCCGACGAGAGAGGACAGCGGCGAGGACGCCAGAACACUCUCGGCGAAAGCGCACGGCUGGAUGUGCCCGACCUGUACUCUCGUCAAUCGGUGGGAGCGCCCUGGUUGUGAGGCGUGUGCAACCGAGAGACCGGGAUCGGAGCCCCUAGGGAAAGGGACUGCAGCGGAAAAGGGCUCGGGCUUGGGUGCCGUCGUGUCAGCUCUAGAACGCCAGGGUUACGUUCCUAACCGAGAGUCUUUUGAAUGCCGUAUCUGUUUCCUUGAUUUCGACGUGGGAGAAGGAGCCGUUCUGAGGGACUGCCUUCACACCUUCUGUCGGGAAUGUUUAGCCAACGCUAUUAAGUACUCUGACACAGCCAUGGUUAAGUGCCCAUACCGGGAUGACCAGUAUUCCUGUGAUUCUUCUCUGCAGGACAGAGAAAUUAAAGCUCUGGUGACACCUCAAGAAUACGAAAAACACUUGGCGAAGUCAGUAAAGCAGGCCGAGGGGGCGAUGGAAAACGUUUACCACUGCAAGACACCCGAUUGCCCUGGCUUCUGUCAGUACGAGGAUAACGUUAAUAUCUUCCAGUGUGAGGUCUGCAAGAAAGUCAAUUGUCUCACGUGUCAGGCCCAGCAUCCUGGCGUCAGCUGUAAGGAAUAUCAGGACGAUUUAGCGAAUAAGGUGGACGAGGCAGCCAUGAAGACGAAGAAAUUCUUUGAUGAUAUGAUACGGCGCGGAGAUGGCCUGCCUUGUCCGAAAUGCUCCGUGAUGCUGGUGCGGAAGUGGGGCUGUGACUGGAUGCGGUGUCCUAUGUGCCGCACGGAAAUCUGCUGGGUUACACGGGGUCCCAGAUGGGGUCCGGGGGGCCCUGGUGAUGUUUCAGGGGGCUGCAAGUGUGGAAUUCGAGGUCAAAAGUGCCAUCCGAAGUGCACUUACUGCCAUUAGUAUUACGUCAUCAGUUCUUCCUCACCCACUCUUUUUUUUAUCGCUUUUUGUAUUGCUUCCUCGAAGGAGCACAUUAUAUAUGUAUACAUAAAAAUGCUUAAGUAUUU
Messenger RNA from Penaeus chinensis, 8128 nucleotides. RefSeq lists its product as uncharacterized. Bases 432 to 8021 code for a protein of 2529 amino acids. Gene Ontology annotation, biological process: protein linear polyubiquitination; proteasome-mediated ubiquitin-dependent protein catabolic process. Gene Ontology annotation, molecular function: ubiquitin-protein transferase activity; ubiquitin binding. The record is from RefSeq and is a predicted model, not a curated record. Lineage: Eukaryota; Metazoa; Arthropoda; Malacostraca; Decapoda; Penaeidae. The transcript is spliced from 13 exons. Gene Ontology annotation, cellular component: LUBAC complex.